UUUAUCUCUGACUGAUGUGUCAGUGCUCUAACAUGCAUCAAGAAGGACACUCAGUGUGAUUCUACUUUCACCAACAGAAAUUGCAUAGGAAUUUUCAGUUUUACUCCUAGUUGAGAAGACAAAGUUCCUAUCACUUUUCACUACAGGUAGUAAAAAUUCGCAUACAUAGGACCAUAGCUUUCUAUAAAGAAAAUUUGCAACAGAAAAGAAUAGAAGUGAAGAAAGAAAAAAAUAAUGAAGCAGAAGAGAGAAUUUUUAAAAGGAGAAGAUAAGGCUCCAGGUACCCUAAAGACUACCAGAUCAAAUUAAUGUGCUCUGCAAUGAAAUAAACAAAUCCCUAUACAGAUUUGACCUCCUUUGCUGUAUCUAAUGGAAUGUGGCUCUUCACACCUAAUUUCAAGAGGGUUCCCAGUGCCGAUUUCGACACUGUGAGGAGGCCCUUGGCAGUGACACUGUGUGCUCAUUAUGGAGAGAGAGAAAAUGUUUAGAUCCACUUUGCAGAUUUAGACACAUGGAAAUGCAGCAAAAUUGCAGCAUUUCAUGCUUCUGGGAAACACAGCCUCUUGGUUGUGUGAAGAUCAGUUGUAUCUUUUAUCAUAGCAAACCUCGAAAUAUCAAUGGAUUAUUUCUGCCACCAAGUAGCAAUAUCACACUACAGAAAGAAAGUCAGGAAGGAAUUCCACCCCUGAACCACAGUCAGGAACCUCUGAAGCCUCAGGAUAAUAUAUCACGACCCAUUCACCAUCCUUUAGUUUUAAAAACUAACUUUGAAGAUGAAGAGGAAGAAGGAGAGGAACAAAAUGAUUAUUUGGAUUUGGGACAAUUUAAUUUAAAAAAUAUAUAUCCUGUAGAUGCUUCUAGUUUAUGGACAAAGACUCCUGAAGAAAUUGAAGAAAAAAGAGCAAUAAAGGAGAUGUGUUAUAAAUCUGGUGAAUACUAUAGAUUUCAUACUCCUCCAGAUAUUUCAUCAUCAAAAAGCAUAGCUCCUACAGUGGAAAAAGAGCUAGAAAAACCUUUGGAAAAUGGCAGUGAAUUGCAGGAAGGGGAUGGUCUUACAGUUCCCACAAAAUUUAGCCUAUUUGAAAGGCAAAGUGAGAUAAAAACAACAUCAUUGGAUAGGAAACCAAGGACUGACAUUGCUGCUCUAGAAAAUGGAGGAGGUGACUGUUAUGUUCCACAAAGGAUCAUAUUUCUUGGAGUAGAUGAAAGUGAAGCUUUAACUGAAGAGAAAGAAAUCACCACACCAAAAUGUUCAAAUACUAAAGUGAAUGAUGUCCAGCCAGUGAGGAAGCCUCAUUUUAAAGGUGUGAAAAAGAGAAAAUGGAUUUAUGAUGAACCAAAGAACUUUCCUGGCUCUGGAAUGCGGAGAGCAGUACAGGUCCCAAAUCCCAAAAAUAAAAUGAGUUACCAUCAUAAUAAUAAAAAUCGAAAUGCUGAGAAUGCAACCUAUAUCCAUGUUCAAAGAGAUACCGUCAGGACUGUCCCGCUGAACGCACCGCCACGCAGCAGACCCACAAAUGGGUCCUACCACAAAGCUGAUGUUAACAAGGAACCCAAACUCAACCUCUGUCCAGACAAAUAUAUGUCAACUUCAUAUAACGGUUCAGCCUGGCGAAAAAGAAUUCCUUUUUCAAAACCUUAUUCAAAAACUGAAAAAAUAUAUCCAGAGCCAAGAAGAAAUGGUAGCAAGUAAACUUGGAGGUUGAGAGAAGAGAAAAAUGAGAAAAGAGAUAAGUGCCAGCCAUCAUCUGAUUUACAAUCAACAAUGAAAAUUCAAAGAAUGAGAUAUUCAAGUACUCAAUACUAUAUACUGGAUAGCCAAAGAUGAUAAAAUGCAAAUUCUGAAAAUAAGAUGCAGGAAGUACAUUGUGCUCUUUCAAAACUGAUAAAAAUGCAAAUUACAAACAGCUGCCUGUGUAUUUAUGUAGGUCUGGAAUUUAUUCAAUGCAUUACCACAACAUUUAAUAAAGUUUAAAAGUUUGAGAAUUAAAAUCAUUCUUUAAUCAUAAACCAAGUUAGAUCACACAGAUUGUGGAGUAAAAUUAUGCCUUUGAUCUUUGUUUUGCCAUACUCUUAAUGGAAGAAAUCUCACAUUUUCUUUAUCAAGAUUUUAAGCUGGGCCCUCAGCAAUGAUAAUACACAAAUUAUAAACAAAUUCAAUGAAGCCCCAGGGUUACAGUCUGGUGAUGAGUACAUCUGAAGAAUUUCAAAAGAAGUACACUUUGAUGUGUUGUAGGAGACAAAGUUGGUUUAUUGUGCAGGGCAGUUGCUGAACAAUAUCUUUUAAUUGGUAACUACAAAAUCUAGUUGCUGAGGUGUGCUUACAUUCGAAACUGAAAAUUAUUUUCCUCCCAUGAGAACAAAAAUUAUCACAAUGGAGAAAAGGACAUGUAAAAUAACAUUUAAUAACAUGGCAUCUCCAAAGACUUAGUGAAGUUUUAAGGCUUCUGC
Molecule: messenger RNA, 2451 nt
Organism: Sciurus carolinensis (gray squirrel)
Lineage: Eukaryota; Metazoa; Chordata; Mammalia; Rodentia; Sciuridae
Gene: Zc3h11d
Product: chromosome 4 C12orf50 homolog
Exons: 12
Coding region: 512-1693 (393 amino acids)
Source: RefSeq, a predicted model, not a curated record